AUGAGCGCUUUCAAGUUUCUAUGGCUCGCCGUUUUGGCUAUUGCGGCGCCUGUGGAGGAGCGAUCGAAGAAGCCGAAGAGCUUCCUUAAGGUGCUGGGGAAUUCGACGUGGGUUAUUGGUAAUGAUGUUUGGAAUGUUACGCAGAAUCGGCAGUAUGCGAAUAAGUUGAUGUACAAGGGGAAGGAUCGUGUUGGUCCGGCUGUGGGACACUACGUGAGCUACAAUGGCGCUGCUUCGGAUCUUAAUUGGACGUCUGCUGCAAUUGUCGCACAGGAUAGCAACUGGAUAAAUGUCAGAUUUACGGCUAAAGAGGGCGACUUUCACUGGGUCAUCCACGAUGGGCUUCCAGGCGCAUACCAAUACUUUGUGAACCACGCGCUUCCCACGCUGGGGGAAUUCCGCACGCUCUGGCGCCUCGACAACACGUCUUUCACCCAUGGCCACACCAAGGUCAAGGACGGUGUACUACCCCCGCUAUCCGAAUACGCAAACGCGACCAAUGUGCAGGACGAAACCUGGCAGAAAGCUGAUGGCACGUUCCUGACAAAGUACGACUGGAGUGAUUUUAUUAGAGAGCAGACGUACUAUGGUGUUUACGGAGAUGAGGUCGGGAGCUGGUAUCUGAGUCCGGGAAAAGACCACUUCAAUGGUGACCAUCUAAAGCAAGAACUGAUGAUCCACCGCGAAUCCGAAACUGGCGACACCGUCCAACUAAAUAUGAUUCAUGGAACCCACUACAUGGCCGUAGCAACCGAUUCCUUCGCCGACAACAAAGUCUGGGGUCCCUGGCUCUGGUACCUGAACUCUGGGUCCAAGGCCGACGCAGCCGCACGUUGGAAACAGGAACUAGACGCCUGGCCAUACAAGUGGUUCGACAAUAAGGCGUACCAGUCUCGUGGUAAGAUUCAGGGGCGGCUUCGACUCAGCGAUGGCAGACCGGCUGCCGGCGCCGCAGUCUUCCUAGGUGAUAACCGCAAUACCACUGUCUCUACACUAGACCAAGGCCAAGGAUACUACUACACCACGUACGCCGAUGCCGACGGGAAAUUCAGCAUACACGACAUUCGCACGGGAACAUACGCGCUAUACGCGUGGGGGAACGGCGGUGCGCUGGAAAACGUCAUUUCCAACUUCACCCACAACGACGUUGUGAUUCAGCAGGGCAAAAACACUAAUCUCAAAGAUCUCACGUGGAAGGUUCCCGACUGCUCCAAGCGCAUCUUCCAAAUCGGAGACUUUGACCGCAAGAGUGAUGGGUUUGGCCUCGCGGAUCCGAGCAAGCCGUUUGAACACGCGCGCAUCGCAAAGUGUCCGGCUAACCUGACCUACGCGGUUGGCAAGAGUGCCAGAAAAGACUGGUGCUUUGGCCAGUCGGUCGAGGGAACAUGGACAGUUGUUUUCGAAUCACGGACUGAGGCCCAGGCUAAGCUUACGCUUUCGCUCGCGGGUUUCUCGCAGGGGACCAGCGCCGAUGUGCUGCUGAAUGGGGUGCACGUGGGCAAUAUUACCAGUACAAGUUUGCUGAACAGUCAGGAUACGUACCGUGGGGCUACGAGGGCGGGGGAGUGGAGACUAUUAGAAUUUGGGGUUGAGAAGGGAAAGUUGAAGAAGGGGGUGAAUAAGUUGGAUGUCAAGGUUACGAAGAGUACACGAUGGAGGGGGUGGCUGUGGGAUAGUGUUGUGUUGGAUGUGGUGUAA
Messenger RNA from Pyrenophora tritici-repentis Pt-1C-BFP, 1698 nucleotides. RefSeq names its product rhamnogalacturonate lyase precursor. Gene Ontology annotation, biological process: carbohydrate metabolic process. Lineage: Eukaryota; Fungi; Ascomycota; Dothideomycetes; Pleosporales; Pleosporaceae. The record is from RefSeq and is a predicted model, not a curated record. Gene Ontology annotation, molecular function: carbohydrate binding; catalytic activity.